Messenger RNA from Porites evermanni, 546 nucleotides. NCBI's taxonomy places the organism in Eukaryota, Metazoa, Cnidaria, Anthozoa, Scleractinia, Poritidae. The record is from the annotation of a GenBank genome assembly.
GGUGGUCAUCUGCUUUAUACUUUAGAGAAAGUGGAUUCACAUGAAGAAGGCAAAAAAAUCCUCGCUGACAGCUUGGAUAAUGGUAAAGCUCUUCACAAAUUCUGUGAGAUGCUGACAGCACAGGGUGUCAAGCCAGAUCUGGCACAAGAGCUUUGUACCCCUGGCUCAGACCCGUUCAACAUUCUACCCCUUGCUUCCCAAAAAAUGGAGCUUGUGAGUGAUAAAAGUGGAAUAGUGUCUGAAAUAGAUGCCUUGGCAAUAGCAAAAGUGCUUCAUGAGCUGGGAGCAGGACGACAUCAUGCCAGUAGCAAGAUUGAUCAUGGCAUUGGUGCUACACUUAGUGUGCGAGUUGGUCAGUUUGUGAAUGUGGGUGACAAAUGGGUCACUAUUCAUCACAAUGGUAACCUAGGUGAUUCCCAGGUGGCCUCUUUAAAAGAGGCCUUUAAGAUUGAUGAAAAUGGUGGCACUGUGGACUUGCCUGUUAGGUCAAGAAUUAUAGAUGUUAUUGAUGGUCAAAGAAGACCCUCAGUUUUUGUUUGCCAGUGA